AUGCCGUCCAAGUCGAAAACCAAGAACAAGUCAAUAUGGCGCUCCGACAAUGCACAGCAUUUCCAGCUUGUCCACCGUUCGCAACGCGAUCCUCUCAUCAACGACCCGGAUGCGGGUGCGCACGUUCUGCUUUCCUACGAUCCUGCUAACCAGGCGCGCGCCAAGGGCAAGACGCGCGCCGAGCUCGAGGCCGAUGCCACCGUCAUUCGGGACAAGUAUGGCAGGCCCAUCCGAAGCAACAUCGGCGAAGCCGCCAACUACGGCGUCUACUUUGACGAUACCGAGUACGACUACAUGCAACAUCUGCGACCCAUCAACGAUGACGAGAACGUCAAGCGCGGCGGAGAGAAUGUGGAUGAGACGGUGGAUACGAUCUUGGUGUCCGCGAGCGCAGGGGCGAAAGGCAAGGGAAAGGGCAAGGAGAGCUUUGCACUGAAGGAAGGGGAGGAGGAGAAAGGGUUGAGUUUGCCAGCAUCCGUACUGCCGUCGAAGCAGGAGAUGCCGUUCAGCUUCACUUCGCAUUUGGCUGUCGAGCCGUCGUUGCAGGGGUUCCAGCCGGAUAUGGAUCCGCAUUUGAGGCAGGCGUUGGAGGCGCUCGAUGACGAGGCGUUCGUGGAUGAUGAUUUGGAUGACGAUUUCUUCGGCGAGGUCGUACAGGAUGGCGAAUGGGAUGGUGUGGUGAGGGACGACGAUGAGUGGAGGGAGCAGGCACCGGAGGGUGACGAAGGCAUCUGGGCGGACCCUGCAGCAAGAGCGCAGAAGGAGCUCGACCAGAACGGAGAGGAGAACAUGUCCCUCGAAGCACGCGUAGCGCUGUUCAAAAAGCAGCAGGAGCUGGCACGCAGCCAAAAGCCGUCCUCGGACGACGAGGCGGAAGACGACGAGGACCGGGAUCAGGUCGCAUCGCUUCGCGCCGGAUCCAGGGCGGGCACCAUGUACACCGCUGGUGGCUCCGCGAUCGGCAAGAAGGGUCGUCCGGGUGCACUGGCGCGACGAGCAGCGAGCACAAAGGCGCCCUCCAUCGGCGGAGGCAGCACCGCCUGGUCCAUGAGCUCCUCCGCCAUGUUCCGUAACAAAGGCCUCACCGAUCUCGACGACCGGUUCGCCCAGCUCGGGCGCAAGUACGGCAUCCGCGAAGACUUCGACCCCUCGCUCGAGUCUCUGGAGGACGAGGAGUUUGUCGACUCGGACGGCGACGAGGCGGGCGAGGAGGUGACGCGCGAAGACUUCGAAGGCAUCAUGGACGAUUUCUUGGCAAAAUACGAGACCAAGCACGGCAAGCUCCGCGAAGCCCUCGGCGGAGUCGACUCGACGUCGGUGGAAAAGCUGACGAUCCUGCGUCAGGCGCUCGGCAAGGCGCGCAUCAACGGCCGCGAGUGGGCGGGCAAGGACGCCGACGAGGGCAAAGGCGAAGGCGAUCUAGGCGAGUACGAGGACUACGAGUCGCCCGACGAAGAGAUCGUCGAUCCCAUCCCGCGCAGUCACAUGCGCGAAAAGUGGGACGUCGAAACGAUCCAGUCGACCAAGACCAAUUUGGAGAACCAUCCAAGGACGAUUUCGGCCAAGGAGAGCGUGUUUGGUGGGAGCAACGCUUCCGCCUUCCGCCCUGGUAGUGUUGCCAAUGGCAGCGCGGUGAAUCGCAAUAUGCUCGGCAACGGCAUGGCGCCCAGUAUGACGAGCUACACCAGCCAACGACCUUCGGCAUCCGCGUUUCUGAACGACGAAGAGCGUCUGCCCAAGAUUCGGAUCAACCCGCGAACGGGCUUCCCCGAGAUUGUGGGGUAUUCCAAACCACGCGGUGUUAACGGCAAGACGAAGCCCGAUGCUGCCACCAACGGUCACCUUGAUGAAGAAGAUGACGGACGUGGCCCGCCAUCCGGCAGCGAUCCCGGGUCCGACACGGAAGAAGGCGAAGGCUCGGAAUACGACUCCGACACAACAGAGGGUGGAGAGCUGGCACGGCGACUCUCCACCAUCGCAGUGACCGCAAAGCGCGAUCGGAACGAGAGCAAGGAGGACAGGAAAGCGCGAAAAGAGGCGCUCAAGGCCAACAAGAAGGAGCGAAAGGAUCGCAAGAUGAAGACUAAGCAGGCGUUUGCCAGCGAGAAGAAGAAGCAGGCCAAGGCGGAGAAGGGGAGGAAGGAGACCGAGGGUGGGCCUGCGGGGAUGCGUUUGCUAUGA
Kalmanozyma brasiliensis GHG001 is the source of this 2181-nucleotide messenger RNA. Its product is annotated as Low temperature viability protein. The record is from RefSeq and is a predicted model, not a curated record. The coding region runs from base 1 to 2181 and encodes 726 amino acids. Gene Ontology annotation, cellular component: preribosome, small subunit precursor; cytosol; nucleus. Gene Ontology annotation, biological process: ribosomal small subunit export from nucleus; ribosomal small subunit biogenesis. The transcript has a single exon. NCBI's taxonomy places the organism in Eukaryota, Fungi, Basidiomycota, Ustilaginomycetes, Ustilaginales.